ACUAGAGACGCAUCACAACACAUAAGCCCCUCCCUCUCUCUCUCUCUCUUUCAGAUCCUCGUCUUCUCCAUCUUCCUCCUCCGAUUUCUAGGGUUAGGUUUUAACCUCCAAAAAUUCCCAAAUCUGAUCCAGAAAUUCUCUCUCUGCAAGUGAAAAUGGCGUGGCGGAACUUCUACCACGAGAUCAAGGGCUUGAAGGUGAAGGAAUUGCCGAACCACGUGAAGCCGAUGCUGUCGAUCGACUACGCGAAGAAGGCCGUGGAGAGAGCGCUCGACAACUACCACGCCAAGUACAUCCAGACGAGCUCCAUCGACCCUCUCUACCAUGUCUGCUUCGGCGGCAUGAUCUUCUCCUACCUCGUCGCUCUUCCCGAGGAGCGCCGCCACCUCGAGCACCAGCAGCACGCCAAGGAACACGGCCAUUGAUCAAUUUCAUCUUCGGAUCCAUGAGCUUUACUGGUGUUAAUUUGGUGGCCAUUCGUUUGUUUGAUGCUUUCGUUCUUUCAAUAUCUGAACAUUGUAGACAGAAAGAUACUGUCUUCGGUGCAUGGCAGCAUUUUAGUGAUAAAAAUAAAAAUCUUGAUUGAGCAGUUACUUCUUUACUUUGCGCUCUGGCCAUUUAAAAAAAUAAUGGUUAUCAGGGGAAAACACCUUUGUAAUUUACUGUUGGUCUUUUGGUGAUUUAUGUUGAUGAGAUGACAUUUUCCUGCUGUCUUUACCCCAAAA
Morus notabilis is the source of this 725-nucleotide messenger RNA. RefSeq lists its product as uncharacterized. NCBI's taxonomy places the organism in Eukaryota, Viridiplantae, Streptophyta, Magnoliopsida, Rosales, Moraceae. The record is from RefSeq and is a predicted model, not a curated record. The transcript has 2 exons. The coding region runs from base 156 to 425 and encodes 89 amino acids.